Molecule: messenger RNA, 3299 nt
Organism: Coregonus sp. 'balchen'
Lineage: Eukaryota; Metazoa; Chordata; Actinopteri; Salmoniformes; Salmonidae
Source: the annotation of a GenBank genome assembly
AUGAGUAACAUGGUGACAGAGAUUUUGGCCUUUAUUCUGACCACGUCUGGCUGGGUCCUGAUCUCCUCCACCAUACCCACGGAUUACUGGAAGGUGUCCUCUCUGGAUGGCACGGUCAUCACCACAGCUACCUUCUGGUCUAACCUGUGGAAGGCCUGUGUCACUGAUUCAACAGGAGUCUCCAACUGCAAGGACUUUCCCUCCAUGCUGGCACUGGACGGUCUGCUCAAAGUUUAUUUUUUGUCAUUGGGAAAGUGUCUUAUAGCAGCUGCUUUACACGCUUGAGAGGGCCUACUGGCCUGCGGUGAUACAAUACACAGCUUUGAAACUGUAAGAGCUCCUUAUAUGAGCCAAUUAUUGUGAUUCUAAUGUCCUCAUUGUAUAAAUGUAUAGUUAUCCCAAUUUUUUGUUCCAGAUGAUCAAGUGAUUACAUCUCAAUGCAUUCAUUAUGCAUGGACUAGUUGUAAAAGCUUGUUACAUGGAUUGUAUUCAAUUUCGUGGGCGCUAAUGAAAGUGCAGUCUGCAGGCUAGCAGUGUUUCAGCAUCUGGUCAGCGUGUCUCAGAUGAGGGUCAGUGGAUCUGCCACCUCAGUGUAACUGUGCCACAGUUCAAUUUCAAGCUCAUUACUUGGAAAAAGAAGGGCUCAUUACUUGGAAAGAGAAGGGCUCAGAGCUUGCCAGUGCUAAUAGAUUUUGGGGGAAGGCACAAUGCAAGUUUUCUCCCAGGGACAACUCAUCUACCUUCAGAGAUGUCAAUGUUUAGCCUAACUUCAUGGGAGUUGAAGGCUAUAAAUUAAAUUUACUGGGAGCUUGGGGCUUUCUCCCAUGGCUGGCUAAUUUCUGGGGUUAACCACCAAGCUAAUAUUUGCCUGUUAAUCACAUCUCAAAGGCAGCUCCAAUUUCAAGACUACAAAAAAAAAAUGUUUUAUUGUCACAUACACCGGAUAGGUGCAGUGAAAUGUGUUGUUUUACAGGGUCUGCCAUAGUAGUACGGUGCCCCUGGAGCAAAUUAAGGUUAAGUGCCUUGCUCAAGGGCACAUCGACAGAUUAGCAUAUCUCUUUACUUAGAAACAAUUACUGGUUGUGCUUACAAAUUACAGUUUAUGCGUACUGAACCAAUGUGUUGCUUGCACAGUUAGCUGAGCAAAUGAAAAGUGAAAUCUAAGCAAGCCUAAAUAUCUUAUAUUGAGUGAUAAUUCACUUAAAAUGUGUUUUUUUACUACCAAGCUACAAUAUUGGCAAUAUAUUUUAGCUUAAUAAGACGAUUAAGGUAAAAUAUCUUGAAAUAAGAUAAAUUACUUAUUUUAAACUUUAAAAAAGGCUUAAUACAAGCAAAAUUAUUAAAAUAAGCAAAAUUAUCUGCCAAUGACGUUAGAUAAUUUAGCUUUCACUUUUUGCUGUGUUGUGAUCCUGUAUGGUAUGUGGGUGUAAUGAGAUGGGGAGGGCAUUGGGGGAAAUGGCUGGGGUACAUUUAGCUAUUGAGAAUGCUUUUGACUAUGCUUAUAACUACAGCUGACCAUACAUCAAAUCAAGAUGCAUGGCCUAAAGGUAUGUGUAACAGAUGUCUGACAUGGUCCACGUUUGUUCUUCCAGGCUACAUCCAGGCCUGCCGGGGUCUGAUGAUCACUGCUGUCUGUUUGGGCUUCUUUGGUGCUGUCUUCGCCUUGGUCGGAAUGAAGUGCACCAAGAUUGGGGGAUCAGACCAAAGCAAAGCCAGGACAGCUUGCAUCGCCGGGGUCAAUUUCAUACUCAGCGGUAACUAUCAUGCCACAGCCAUUGAUCAAAUCAAAUCAAAUCAAGUUUUAUUGAUAUACAACAGGUGUAGACAUUACAGUGAAAUGCUUACUUACAGCCCUUAACCAACAAUGCAUUUAUUUUUAAAUAAAAAAGUAAAAUAAAACAACAACAAAAAAGUGUUGAGAAAAAAAGAGCAGAAGUAAAAUAAAAUAACAGUAGGGAGGCUAUAUAGGGGGGUACCGGUGCAGAGUCAAUGUGCGGGGGCACCAGCUAGUUGAGGUAAUAUGUACAUGUGGGUAGAGUUAAAGUGACGCAUAAAUAAUUAACAGAGUAGCAGCAGCGUAAAAAGAUGGGGUGGGGGGGCAGUGCAAAUAGUCUGGGUAGCCAUGAUUAGCUGUUCAGGAGUCUUAUGGCUUGGGGGUAGAAGCUGUUGAGAAGUCUUUUGGACCUAGACUUGGCACUCCGGUACCGCUUGCCGUGCGGUAGCAGAGAGAACAGUCUAUGACUAGGGUGGCUGGAGUCUUUGACAAUUUUGAGGGCCUUCCUCUGACACCGCCUGUUAUAGAGGUCCUGGACGGCAGGAAGCUUGGCCCCAGUGAUGUACUGGGCCGUACGCACUACCCUCUGUAGUGCCUUGCGGUCGGAGGCCAAGCAGUUGCCAUACCAGGCGGGGAUGCAACCAGUCAGGAUGCUCUCGAUGGUGCAGCUGUAGAAUUCUUUGAGGAUCUGAGGACCCAUGCCAAAUAUUUUCAGUCUCCUGAGGGGGAAUAGGCUUUGUCGUGCCCUCGUCACGACUGUCUUGGUGGGUUUGGACCAUGAUAGUUUGUUGGUGAUGUGGACACCAAGGAACUUGAAGCUCUCAACCUGUUCCACUACAGCCCUGUUGAAUUGAUGUUACCAAGUCUGCAGCACUGAACGUUAUUUUCUUCUCUGCAGGUCUCUGCUCGUUGUCUGCAUGCUCCCUGUAUGCACACAGGAUAACAUCUGAGUUUUUUAACCCCAUGUUUGUCGCUCAGAAGUGAGUAACUAAUUUGAUGUAUAGGAUCAGACAUACAGCAGUGACACACAUGAUCCUGGAUGAAGUAAUACUGCUGUUAAUUAACCCGUCUCCUUUGUUCUCCUGUUUUCCAGGUAUGAACUGGGAGUUGCCUUGUUCAUUGGUUGGGCAGGAUCUAUCCUUUGUAUUCUGGGAGGGGUGAUAUUCUGCUUCUCAAUAGCAGAUAGUUCCACUACAAGGUAAGUCAUACAGUUCAUUAAUGAUGUGUAAUGAUAUUUGGUCAAUUACAUGUUUGGUUUACUUAACAUUUUUCUCUCUCUCUCUCUCUCUCUCUCUCUCUCUCUCUCUCUCUCUCUCUCUCUCUCUCUCUCUCUCUCUCUCUCUCUCUCUCUCUCGCUCUAUCUCUAUCCUCUAGUCACACAGGCUAUGCCUACAGAGGAGCUACCUCUGCCUCUCAUGUCUCUUCCCAUCCUAGAGGGCAUGCACAGCCCAUGAGCCAGAGGCCUCCACCAGAGUACAGUAGCUCUUCUAGAGUACAGCACUUUGAUAAGAAUGCCUAUGUAUAA